AUGCAGUCUAUCCUCCAAAAGGCAACAGGUAUUGGCCCCCAGGUCAUCAAACCUGAGAAUCUCCAAGGCCGAGUCGCCAUCGUGACAGGCGGCGCUUUAGGCAUCGGAUAUGAAGUCAGCCGUGCUCUCGCCCACGCCGGCUGCAAAGUCAUAAUGGUCAACCGCAAAGAAGAACAAGGCACGAGUGCCAUCGAAGCAGUCAAGAACGAGAAGCAUGACGCCGACAUUGACUGGAAAGAAUGUGACAUGGGUAAUCUUUCUCAGAUCAGAGAAGUCUUUGGCGGUUUCCGUGAAUCCCUUGAGCGACUUGACUUUUUGGUGCUGUCAGCCGGUAUCAACACCAACCAGUUUGGUCUAGACUCUGAUGGAAUCGAGAGACACUUUGGUGUCAAUUUCCUUGGUCAUUUCUAUGUCUGCAAUCAGCUGUGGCCUCUGUUGAGAAAGACGAGCAAGAUGGAAAACGUAUCACCUCCGAGAGUCGUCUUUGAGGCUAGUGAAAUGCAUCGCCUUGCGCAGCUGUCCAAUGUGCAGUUCAAGACAAAAGAAGAGAUCAACGACCCGGAUCUGGACCCCACUGCUCGAUACAACCGAACCAAACUGGCCAUGAUCUUAUUUGCAAAAUACGGCUUGGCCGGCAAGGUUAUUGCCGAGAAUAAAGACAAAAUCUAUGCCCUUUCUGUCCAUCCCGGAGCAGUCAAUACAGCGAUGCAGCAGCAGUGGAAGGAUGCUUACCCCGGCCUUACCGGCAAGCUCCUUUCCUGGACUAUGCAGGCGAUUGGUCGAGAUGUUGAGCAGGGUUCUUACAGUGCACUCUGGGCGUUGACUUCCUCCCGGAUUGAAGAGGAGGACUUGAACGGCUACUAUUUCGUUGAUCCUGACAAGGAGGGCGAGGAGUCGAGUCAAGCUUCCAAUUCUGAGUUGGCGAGUAAUCUGUGGGAUCUCAGUACGAGUUUUAUCAAGGAAAAGCUGGGUGAGAAUGCUUUGGUUGACUGGAACGGUUCUUAG
This is a messenger RNA of Fusarium pseudograminearum CS3096, 1005 nucleotides long. RefSeq lists its product as uncharacterized. The transcript is spliced from 2 exons. Lineage: Eukaryota; Fungi; Ascomycota; Sordariomycetes; Hypocreales; Nectriaceae. The record is from RefSeq and is a predicted model, not a curated record. The coding region runs from base 1 to 1005 and encodes 334 amino acids.